Molecule: messenger RNA, 1812 nt
Organism: Fusarium subglutinans
Lineage: Eukaryota; Fungi; Ascomycota; Sordariomycetes; Hypocreales; Nectriaceae
Product: glutamine amidotransferase
Exons: 4
Coding region: 1-1812 (603 amino acids)
Molecular function (GO): zinc ion binding; ferrous iron binding; oxidoreductase activity, acting on single donors with incorporation of molecular oxygen
Source: RefSeq, a predicted model, not a curated record
AUGUCAAAGGUUGCCCCUGUAAUUGCGCUAUCCCACGGUGGUGGUCCCAUGCCUGUUCUUGGCGACCCCAAGCAUGAAAGCAUUGUCUACUCCUUAAAGAACCGCGUCCCCAAGAUCCUCAAGCUUGGUACCCCAGAUCAACCCCGAGCCAUCAUCCUUGUCACCGCCCACUGGUCAACUCCAAAGCCCACUAUCUCAUCAGGCGCAUCCCAUAAACUUCUCUACGAUUACUACGGGUUCCCUCGUGAAUCAUACUCUCUCAAGUACCCAGCACCCGGACACCCAGAGAUCGCAAACGAGAUCGCCGAUGCUCUGCGUGGAGAAGGCCUUACACCUGAAUUGGAUGACGAGCGAGGAUGGGACCACGGAGUUUUUAUUCCGCUUCUGCUCGUCCACCCCAAAGCCGACAUCCCCGUAGUCCAGGUCUCAGUUCUCGAGUCAGAGGAUCCUGAGGAACAUCUCCGUAUGGGCGCAGCACUGCGAAAAUUGCGAGCCAAUAAUAUCGCCGUCGUUGGCUCAGGAUUCGCAAGCUUUCACAACAUUCGCGCCAUGAUGAUGUUGGGUAGUUCGGGGCCUGAACAGCAAGCGCAAUUCCGAACCUUGUCUGAUGAAUGGAACAACACAUUGACUGAGGCGACGCUCAAGAAGGAUACAGAUGAGCGGUGGAAGGCUCUCAAAGGGUGGAGAAAAUUCCCAUAUGCUGACAUGAUGCACCCUCCUAAUGGGGGAGAGCACUUUAUGCCAUUGCUUGUGUGCGCGGGAGCAGCAAGGGAGGGAGAGGAGACGAGAAAGUACAAUGAUGAAACUGGGAUUCGGUCGUUGUCCUGCCGUUUAAAUACAUCCAACGCUGCAAAGCAUCUCCCACGCUUCACUGCCCCUCCACAACCCUGCACACAACCUCACAUUCGCACACUUACACCUUCACCACUACAAAAGCUCUAUACCACAGCAAGCAGCAUGGGCCAACAUUACAAGCCCACAAUCGACGCACAAGUCGUCAAAGUCUUUGUUCUCGAAACUGAUACUCCUCAUCCUCACACCCAGACCGAGCACGGUUCGUUUGGUGAGAUUCUGCAUCGCCAUUUUUCAGAGGCCGGCAGCAAACAUCAUCCUCCGCUGGGCGUUGAGACAGAGCAGGUCUUUGUCGUGACAGAAGAGGGCGGCCGCAUGCCCAAGGUGGAGGAGUUUGAGGGUUACGAUGGACUGCUCAUUACGGGCAGUAUGUAUGACGCGCAUGGCGACAACCAGUGGAUUCAUGACUUGCUCGAUCUUUUGAAGCAAUUAUGGAUAAAGCGCCCCGACUUUCACUUCACAGGCGUUUGCUUUGGCCACCAGGUUCUCUCCCGUUUACUAGGAGGCAAAGUUGGCCCGUCUCCUACAAACGACUGGGAACUUGGCCACAAUGCAAUCACCCUCACACCCGUAGGCAAGCGCCUGUUCCGUACACAAGAUGACAAAGUCUACCUCCAUCAAAUGCACCAAGACCAAGUCCUCGAAGCCCCCACGGUUGAGUCAUCAAACGGCCUUCUCGAGCCAGACACCGAUGUCCAUGUCUGGGGUACGAGUAAUCACACAUCCAUUCAGGGAUUGUACAUCCCCAACCGACUAUUCACAUCACAGGCGCAUCUGGCGUUUGACGAGGACAUGGUCAAGAGACAGAUUCAGAUGAGAAUUGAUAGUGGUGGGAUUAAGGAUCUAGAGCAUGCGGAUCGAGCGGCUGAGACGGCGGAUCUGGACCAUGAUGGACAGCAGGUUGCGUCAGCGAUUCUGAGGUUGUUUAGGUACGACAAUGAUGGUAUGUCGUGGGACUGA